AUGUUCUUGCUCUUGUUGGCUCAGUGCAUUAUAAGCUUUCUUUAUGUUCUUGCUCUUGUGGCCUUUGCUCCUCUUUGUUCUUGCGCCAAGAGUUCUUCUAGAGGUUAUCUCUACCCACAAUUUUAUGACCAUUCAUGCCCAAAUGCUCAACAGAUUGUCAAAUCCGUUGUAGCUAAGGCUGUUGCUGAAGAAGCUCGCAUGGCAGCCUCAUUACUUAGGCUUCAUUUUCAUGACUGUUUUGUCAAGGGUUGUGAUGCAUCGAUAUUGUUAGACAACAGUGGAAGCAUAAUUAGUGAGAAGAGGUCUAAUCCAAACAGAAACUCAGCAAGAGGAUUUGAAGUGAUUGAUGAAAUUAAAUCUGCACUUGAAAAAGAGUGUCCUAAAACUGUGUCUUGUGCUGAUAUUUUGGCCUUGGCUGCUAGAGACUCCACUGUUCUUACUGGAGGGCCCACUUGGAAAGUUCCUUUGGGAAGAAGAGACUCGAAAGGAGCAAGCUUGAGUGGAUCUAACAAUAGAGACUCUAAAGGAGCAAGCUUGAGUGGAUCUAACAAUAACAUUCCUGCUCCAAAUAACACAUUUCAAACUAUUCUUACUAAAUUCAAGCUUCAGGGUCUUGAUAUUGUUGAUCUCGUAGCUCUAUCUGGAAGCCACACAAUAGGAAAUGCUAGAUGCACCUAAAGGCAAUUGCUCUAGUUGAUGAUUUCAGAAUUGCAGGUUUGGACGUUGAUUGGCUGCAGGAAAGGUUGAAUGACAUGUUGGACGCGAAACAAUUGAUUGGACAGUCUUCAACCUUAAAGGAGAGGAUUGAUAAAAGUAAUCAAGUCAUCAAGGAGAAGAAGAGAGAGUUACAAGUUUAUGAACCACAACUAUCGUGCUUCGAGAAAAAGUGAAUUUAACAAAGAAGAAACUGGCUGCAGGACAAGCUGAGGUUGAAACUAUACGAGAAAAAAUCUCAAACACUAAAGGCUAAAGUGAGAUACUUUGUUGAUCAUUCACCAUUUGAUGGCCUCUUCUGAUUUAUAUAUUUUCCCUUAUAUGCACACUAGUAAAACAGAGAUAUUCCAUACUUAUCUACUCUGAGAUGAACUUGAAAUGCACUUCUAUUUUGGAAUAUUUCUAUUAACAAGUUAUUUUUGAGACCUUUUCUGGAACCGUGUAGAACAUAAAUUUGAAGGAUUAAGAUUUUUCUAGCCAAAGGAAUUUUGCUAUGCUAGUGUAAAUUUUAUGUU
Molecule: messenger RNA, 1229 nt
Organism: Jatropha curcas
Lineage: Eukaryota; Viridiplantae; Streptophyta; Magnoliopsida; Malpighiales; Euphorbiaceae
Product: peroxidase 72
Biological process (GO): response to oxidative stress; hydrogen peroxide catabolic process
Molecular function (GO): peroxidase activity; heme binding
Source: RefSeq, a predicted model, not a curated record